Rhipicephalus sanguineus (brown dog tick) is the source of this 1299-nucleotide messenger RNA. Its product is annotated as stress-70 protein, mitochondrial. Gene Ontology annotation, molecular function: ATP-dependent protein folding chaperone; misfolded protein binding; ATP binding. The record is from RefSeq and is a predicted model, not a curated record. Gene Ontology annotation, cellular component: mitochondrion; cytoplasm. The annotation marks the transcript as partial. The transcript has 5 exons. Gene Ontology annotation, biological process: protein refolding; cellular response to unfolded protein. NCBI's taxonomy places the organism in Eukaryota, Metazoa, Arthropoda, Arachnida, Ixodida, Ixodidae.
UGUGUUUUUCAGGGUGGUGUCUUAGCUGGAGACGUGACAGAUGUCCUGCUGCUGGAUGUAACCCCACUUUCGCUUGGAAUUGAAACUUUGGGAGGCGUAUUCACCAAGUUAAUCAACCGAAACACAACCAUUCCUACUAAGAAGAGUCAGGUCUUCUCUACAGCUGCUGAUGGCCAGACCCAGGUAGAAAUCAAGGUGCAUCAAGGUGAACGUGAAAUGGCCUGUGACAACAAACUUCUUGGCCAGUUCAGCUUGGUUGGAAUUCCACCAGCUCCCCGUGGAGUGCCUCAGAUAGAGGUUACAUUUGACAUUGAUGCCAAUGGUAUUGUUCAUGUGUCAGCACGAGACAAGGGCACGGGCAAGGAGCAGCAAAUCGUCAUCCAAUCUUCUGGUGGUUUGAGUAAAGAGGAGAUAGAGAACAUGAUCAAGAAUGCAGAGCGUUAUGCUGAAGCUGACAAACAGAAGAAAGAAACUGUUGAAGCUGUGAACCAGGCUGAGGGUAUCAUUCAUGAUACCGAGUCAAAGAUGGACGAGUUCAAAGAUCAGUUGCCAGAGGAAGAGUGCAACAAGUUGAAAGAAAAGAUCACCAAGGUACGAGAGAUUCUUAGCAAGAAAGACACAGAAUCGGCAGAAUCUAUAAAGCAGGCAACGAAUGACUUGCAACAAGCCUCGCUUAAACUUUUUGAAAUGGCGUACAAGAAGAUGGCAUCGGAACGGGCUGGUUCUGAGUCUUCGGGAUCCAGUGACAGCAGCAGCAGUAGUAGUAGUAGCCAAGAGAAUGCCGAGAAGAAAGAAGAAAAGAACUGAACAGUGACUGUGACUGUGUGCAUAUUGUGGUGGCAAAGCUGCCAUGAUGUGAAAGCAUCUCAUCAGUGAUAGGUUUCUUAUUUCAUGAGUAUCAUAUGGAUCAUUGUACCUUGAUAUCCAUGGUUACAAUGGCUUGUAUAAUAGGCUAGCAGCUCUUGGGCAUUGAACACUGUGAAGGUAGACUUUCUGUAUGUUAGUGCUUGUGUUGAAAUCUUUUGUUUUGCCUGGUGACUUUCUGCUAUUUUAUUGGAAUAUGACUGUACAGUAAGGACAUCAGCACCAGCUUUGUUGUUACUUCCACGUGGCCAGCAAAUUCCUGUUAAUAUUUGUUCUCUAGUGUUGUCAAAGGAAAAGCCACUGCCCUAGUGCUAUCUUCGUUAGUCCUCGGCCAUUCCCACUGCUUACCAGAGCAGCUUCAUUGACGAACUUUGAUUCAUAUUUACAGUGCUAGUGCUGCCUUCUGACAUCCAAAUAAAAUUGUAUAUUAGUGUU